AUGAGGUUAAGGACAAAGAAAAAGCCGAAAAAGAAUAAAAAUUUAAAAUAUACCCCAUCAAACUAUAAGCUACUAAAAACAAGCUGGAAUGUGCAAACUAAAGAGUUCUUCGAACAUUCCACUCUUCAUGGUGUACGAUAUAUUGCUGAGGAUGGAAGACCGUUUUUUGAAAAGAUUUUAUGGUUUGUAUGUGUGACAGUAGGGGCUGUGGCAACAGUUGUUAUUAUAAUUAGUCUUUGGGAGAAAUUCCAGACAAAUCCGACUAUAACCGGUUUGGAUACGGAUUUCCACAACUGGAAAGUGCCUUUUCCAGGUUUAACUGUUUGUCAGGAAACACCAAGUUCUAAGGAAAAUAUUGAAGCAUAUUUAAAUGAGAGAAUGAUGGAAGAUCCUGACAUAGACAACAGCACAGAUACAAUAGACUACCUACAAGCUUUAACAAAUCUAUCAUUGGACAACAUAGACAAGUUUGUUAAAAUACCCAUAAAAAUAGAUUUCAUAAAAAAAGAGAAAAACUUAAGAAGUCUCGUUUUCAAUUUAAUGAAUAAAUGCGAGGACGUGUUUGAUACGUGCACUUGGAAAUCAUAUAAUUAUAGUUGCUGUGAAGGAUUCUUUCCGGUUUUCACAGAAAACGGAUUCUGCUACACAUUCAAUUCGAGGCAAUACGAAAGAAGAAUUCCCUGGAGCGAAAAACUGCUCCCAGAGUUCGAACAGAAGUACAUUAAAGAAACCGACCUGAAAUGGUCAUUGCAGUUUAAGGUUAAAAACAGCGAUAUUGUUAUGCCUAUAUACAUUCUAAACUCGGACGAAAUGGCUGGCAUAGAUGUCCAACCACAGCACAUUUGGGACUUUAAGGUGAACACAAUAUCUUUUUCGGUAAAACAAACCUAUACAACUGAAGACACUAAACAGCUCAGUGUUAAGCAACGGCAUUGCGCGUUUGAUAAGGAAAUUCCUCUGCAAUUUGGGGAAGGUUACACAUACACAACUUGCACUGUGCAAUGCAGAAUAAAUAUUGCUUUUAAGCUGUGUAAUUGUAUACCCCAUUUUUAUCCUUUGGUGAAGGAUUACACUCAUUGCCAGAUAGAAGGACUUAAGUGCAUAGCCAUGAAUUUAAAGAAUAUUAAGAAAAUGGAUAAAUGUGGAUGUGUUUUGGGGUGUUUAAAUACAGUGUAUGAAGUGGAGAAGUUAAAUGAACACGGUGAAGCCGUUGAUGAUACGGCGGCUUUGGAAGCUGAGUUUGUAUCUUGGCCAAUGCUUAGGUAUAAACGAGAAGUGCUUUUUGGAUGGGUUGAUCUUUUAGGCGUGGAAAUAAUCUACUAUUUUACCAUGAGAGCUUGUUGUAUGGUCGUUAGAGAAAAAGAUACCUUGGAAAAAAUAAAUUUGGAGGAAGCAUCCAAGCCACCUACUGACUACGAUUUGAGCCUUGUACCAUACUUUUUAUCAGACCCGUUGCCUGGAAACGGUAUCAACGAAAUCAUUAAGACUUAUCAUAAUGAUGCAGAUGGUGUAAGUAUUAUGUCAAAUCUAGUUCUUUCUGGGUAUUAUGUCAAAUUUAGUUCUUUCUGGACUUGGUUUAGUAUGGUCUAG
Molecule: messenger RNA, 1590 nt
Organism: Brassicogethes aeneus
Lineage: Eukaryota; Metazoa; Arthropoda; Insecta; Coleoptera; Nitidulidae
Source: the annotation of a GenBank genome assembly